GCUGAACACUUGUUGCUAAACUCUGACCAGAAGACCUCUCCCUUUCCUCUACACAUAUCGCCUUCGAUGAAUUCCCCCUCCAUCUCCUCCCUGUAUGCCUCCGCAUUCUUACCCAUGUUCUGGCCAACCUCGAAUGCUCCUUGGUUGCCUCCGUCUUACAACUCGCGAUGGCUUCCAAGCUCGACAGCUGUGGCGACCAGUAAACCAAUGCUCAAAUUAAACCAUCCUCUACCUCCCAAACCCCUCGUUAAUCACGGUCACGAUAGUCCCAGACUACGUCCUCCGAGAACUCCACAACGGCAGCUUUGUGAACAAAGUGAUUCUGAUCACUCCGAAGAUUCUUGUGUGGAAAGUCUACUCGAGCAACAGCAGUCCCAGCUACCUCCAGGCGUUAUCGAGCGCAAUGGCAUGUUCUACUUCCCAGUGCCCUCGACUUCACAUUCCCGUCACAAGCCGGGUGCGGGCCCCACAAAACCGUCCUCCACUUCGUCCGAUACCACCCAUUCCGACGCCGCUCAAUCUUCCUCGAGUAAAGAUGGCUCGGAACCCAAGUCGGACGAGGAAACGGUGCGGGACCUGCUACUGUUCAUCGACGCCGACGCCGCAUCCUCGGAAUCCACCGUCUUCCCUUUGUGCCUUGACGUGUCCAAUAUCUGGGAUAUGCCACCCGCUCGACAACGUUCAGAUAUAAUCCCGUCAGCUGGCCGCCUUCGUACGAAUAUCAACAGGGAGACAGUAGAAAGCGCCGUGGCUCCUCAAGUUUUCGACGCCGUCAUGAAGGUGCCUGAACCUCCGUCUCCUCCCCCGGAACCGUUGGUGCAGGUGGAGCAUGUUGAGCAUGUUGAGGUUCUGGAAGCCAAAGAGAAUAUUGAGACCAGCCAGACGCCUGCGACGCCGAGUACAGUUCCAAAGAAAACGAGAGGAAGGAAGUACAGGAAACCUAAACAGGCUGCCAAGGGCAAGGUUGUCGACGAGCAGAAGGCGACUCAGGCAGAGUCUGACCCUUCAAAAGCUCUGCCAGAAACCAAGGUUACGAAAUCCCCGAAGGGUGAGGCGAAGGCAUCGAAAGCAUCCGGCUCGAAGACGUCGCCAAAUCCGAAGAGGACGAGGGCGAGGGCGAAGGCUUCAAAGGCGAGGGAGCAGACAACAGCCAUCGAGACGGAGAAGACAGGCGCGAAAGAGGAGUCGGGCUCGAAGAAGGCGGAGACGAAGAAGGCAGAGGUGAAGAGGGCUCCCGAGGUGGAAAAGAUAGGUGAACCGAAGAAGGAGCAGGAGCCGAAGAAGCCCGCGAAUGCGAGGAAAACAACAGACCCCCAAGCGAGCACGGUAGCUUCUAAGCCUGCACCAAAGCGGAGGCCAAGGAGGACAGGGAGUAGGAGAACAAAGGGCGGAAAGGCGAAGCCUCAGACGGCGAAGACUGCUGAAUCUCCAAGCACUUGAACUUUGUGGUUGGCCCUCUACAAUAAAAUCUACAUGUACUUUAAAUUCAGCAUACUUGUACGAGUCUAUCCGUUUAUUUUGCGUGUACGAUUUGGUGUACAAAGUACAUAUAGGACUCAUAGGAUGAACCCGCUGUUCCUCGUAUUCUUGUAAUAUUUACUUAUUCUCUUUUCUUCUUCCUCCUGCUUUGGUUUUAAAUCGUGUAAUAUAUAGACACUGCAUGUACGCUACAAUUCAUACGUAGCUCCCAUGGUUCCC
This is a messenger RNA of Stereum hirsutum FP-91666 SS1, 1698 nucleotides long. RefSeq lists its product as uncharacterized. The transcript has 3 exons. The record is from RefSeq and is a predicted model, not a curated record. Lineage: Eukaryota; Fungi; Basidiomycota; Agaricomycetes; Russulales; Stereaceae. The coding region runs from base 67 to 1440 and encodes 457 amino acids.